Messenger RNA from Cladocopium goreaui, 604 nucleotides. NCBI's taxonomy places the organism in Eukaryota, Dinophyceae, Suessiales, Symbiodiniaceae. The record is from the annotation of a GenBank genome assembly.
AUGGAUCACAUUGAAUUCAAAGUCCCUGCUGGGUGCUACACAGAAGCUUCUGUGAAGGAACUGAGAGCCUUCCUCAGCUGCACGCAUCGGAAGAUCGGCGAAGGAUCUCUUCUGUGGCGCGUGAGGCUUCAGUUGGCCGACAUGAAAGAGGAAUUUCAACGAAAGAUGAGCGACUUUGACCGAAAGAAAGCCAUGGAUAUGCGAACGCUCAGCAAGGACUUUGAGAAGAAGGUGGAGAUUGAGGCAGCGAAGCUUCGAGCGAGAACCAAGGACCAGUUGGAUUCCACGACCAAGCGGACCAUCAUGGAAAAUGAACAAAUGGUGGGCCGACAGCUGGAGGUUGUGGCAGCAGGGGCAUCUCAGCAUUGCCGGGAGCGUUGGAUUGCUGGGAGUUUUCAUCGGCUGGGUGUUGGUGCACUGCACCCGGGCCGCUCCUGCAGUGUGGCCGUGGUGGCGGCAUUUCUGAUGCAAAAGGAGAAGAUCUCCCUGGGAAAGGCGAAAUCGCUGGGCCCUUCUGUCCAUCAAGGAGAAGCGUCCUGAGAUCGACUGUAGGACCAACUUUUUGGACCAGCUUCGGUCUCUGGAGGAGGAGCUUCAAGUGGUA